CCUUUUUUUUUGUGUGUGUGUGUGUAAAUAGAGUCAUCUUUUUUAUUGUGUUUGACAUUGUUUACAAAAGAAGAAAAUAAUCCCAAGAAACAAUAUAUGUUGUACGACGUUUAGAUUUUAAUUUUGUGAAAUCCUAUAAAUUAAAUCCUAUUCACUCUCUCUCUCUCUCUCUUUUUCCUUUUCCUCCUCCUUCUUUUUUUUCCUUAUAACUCAUGUUUCUCAUUCAUAGAAUAUACCUCUUCAUCCUCACAUGUACACUCUUUUCCACACUCAAUGCGUCCAAGGAGACACCACCUACCGUUGCACAACCCGACCUGAUGAAAGAAGAAUCUGAUAAUUACAUUGUUAUUUUUAAACCAAAUGUACCAACCCUUCAUAUCAAGAACCAGAUCCAAAAGAUGAAUUUACAUCAGGUCAACCAUACACUUGUCGACACGAAAAAUCAUACCUCCUUGACGACAGAUUAUAAUUCCAUUGGUCAAUUCAAAUGGUAUUCUGCUCAAUUUCAUACAGAAGCCAUUGAAAACCUUUUAAAAAAGAAUACGACCGAUGAUAUCGUUCAUUAUUGGGUGAAAGAUGCCAAGUUUUCAUUACAGGGAUUUGUACAGACUAAUCCUCCCAGCUGGGGUUUAGACAGAAUUGAUCAACGCACAGGUACCGAUGGCAAUUACAAAUUUCCAACUGCUUCGGGUCAUGGUGUGACAGUGUAUUUAAUGGAUUCAGGCAUCAAUGAAAACCAUAUUGACAUUGCAGGCAGAGUCAAGAUUGGUAAAACCGUUGUAGGUGACCCGAAUGACGCUUCGGAUAUCAAUGGCCAUGGUACCUUUGUUGCCGGUGUCUGCUGUGGAACCAAAUACGGUGUUGCAAAAAGUGCGGAGAUCGUGUCUGUGAAAACAUUGGACACGGAUGGAAAUGGAAGACUCUCUGAUGUACUUGUCGGACUCGAAUGGAUUGUUGAACAACAUCGAAAGGAUCCUAAUGCAAAGUCCAUUGUCAAUUUGUCUCUGGGAGCACUGUAUAGUCAGGCUACCAAUGAUGCCAUUGCACAAGCCAUGAGUUUAGGUAUCCAUUUUGCAGUGGCAGCUGGAAAUUAUGGUGAGGAUGCUUGUCUUUACAGUCCUGGUAGUACACCUGGAGCCAUUACCGUAGGAGCCAUCGAUGAAGAUGAUUCAGUUUCAUACUAUUCUAAUUUUGGCAAGUGUGUCGACAUUUUUGCUCCAGGUACAAACAUCAAAUCCAUUUGGCCCACCUCUAAUUCCGCCACACGUACAUUAUCAGGCACUUCCAUGGCCGCACCUCACGUUGCGGGAACCAUGGCACUUAUGCUUUCACAAAACGACUUUUCACCUGCAGAACUUGCCAGUCAUUUAAAAAAAGUGUCGAGUUUGAUCACGGAGAAUUUUACGAUUAAUAACACGGGUAGUUUUUACAAUGAAAACAAGACGGUGAUUGAUAAUGCGAUUGAUACAGGAUAUAAAGUCAAGGGCCGACAAAAUCAAAAGACCUUGGUCAAUAUUUUGUACAAUUAUCCAACGGAUGGUAAAGAGAAUUGGAUUUAUGGUCAAGCACUCAGUCAAGCUAGCGAGAAAUACCCCUUUGUUGCAUUUAUUAGUGCAAUCCCAUUCAUUGCAUUCAUUUUCUUUUUCCUUUAAAAAAAAAGAAUACACACAUUUAGACUAUAUCCCCCCCCCCAUACACACACAUUUGGACGAACUAAAAAAAAAAAAGUUUCAAUGGAACAAGUCGUACAAAGCAAAAAAAAAAAAAUCUGUAAUUCGUCAUCAUCCUUUUGUACAGUGCGUCCACU
Mucor mucedo is the source of this 1807-nucleotide messenger RNA. RefSeq names its product peptidase S8/S53 domain-containing protein. The transcript has 6 exons. The coding region runs from base 213 to 1652 and encodes 479 amino acids. The record is from RefSeq and is a predicted model, not a curated record. Lineage: Eukaryota; Fungi; Mucoromycota; Mucoromycetes; Mucorales; Mucoraceae. Gene Ontology annotation, molecular function: serine-type endopeptidase activity. Gene Ontology annotation, biological process: proteolysis.